AUGCGCAGGGAUACGUCGACCGGCGUGGCAAAGGCGAAAACCCGAUCAGGGUGGGUAGAGGAAGAGCAAGCAAAACCCAAUCAGGGUGGGUAGAGGAAGGAAGGAAAGGGGGAAAGGCGAUGGCGAAGAGAAGCAACUAGCGACGCGAAGCCGAAGCACGGCAGGCGAAGAAAGCAAAGCAACACCACCGCGACGGAGCCCAUCCGACCCGCCGUCGCCACCUAGCGCUCCUCGCCUUCGAUCGGAAGAGGUCUCAUGGAGCAGCGUACCUCCCCCGAUCGGAGCGACGUCCCGGUCGGGGAGUGCGAGUGGAGGGAGGAGCUGCGGCAGCAGCAGUCUCAGGUCGACGCGCUGCGCGAGAGGCUGGUGGAGGUGAAGGUCGGGAUGCGGUGCUCCGAGGGCGACUCCCGGAGGGAGCUGGAGUACCUGUGCCGCAGGAUGAAGACCAUCGCCACGCUGCUGGCGUACCUCAAGUCCAAGGCCAGGAUCAUGGCGAUACCGCACCUCGCGCACACCUCCUGCGGGAUAAGGCACCAGGACGGCGUGGGAUACGUCGACCGGCAUGGGGUGCGGCUGGCGGAUUGGCCCAAGGGCGCCGAGCCCGUGUCCUGUGGAGGUUCGGAUGACAAGAUGAUGGUGGAGAGUAGUGGUGCUCCUGAGCAUGGUGAUGCCAGUGAGGGGGAUUUGGAUGUGGAUGACAUUCUCAAAUCCAUCCGUGUGGUAACGGAUGUUAUGGAGUCACUUGUGAAGAGAGUAAUUGUGGCUGAAUUGGAAGUUGUUAAUGAGAAAGAGAAGGUGAGGAUGGGGUUAGAAGAGAUCAGGAGGAAGACUUUGCAGGUUGAGACCAUGUCUGCGAAAGUCGAGGAGAUGGAAAAAUUUGCAGUGGGUACAAAUGGUAUGCUAAAUGAGAUGAGGCAAAGGGUUGAAGAUAUGGUGCUGGAGACCACUCGGCAGCGGCAGCGUGCUGCUGAAAAUGAGCAGGAGCUCAGCCGAGUGAAGCAGGAUUUUCAGUCGCUGAGAACUUAUGUUAGCACUCUUGUUAGUGUCAGAGAAACUCUUCUCUCAUCAGAGAAGCAAUUCGAAACAAUGGAGAAACUUUUUGACAGGCUAGUUGCCAAGACUAACCAGCUUGAGAGUGAGAAAGCUCAGAAAGAAGCCGAAGUCCAGAAGGUAAUGGAGGAGAAUGUGAGGCUACGUGCCAUGCUUGAUAAGAAGGAGGCGCAGCUUCAGGCGAUGAGUGAGCAGUGCAAGUUCAUGGCGCUGAACCACCGCAAUUAGCUGGUGAUGGACCUGAGGCGGCUGCCCUUGCGCUACUGAUGUACCUUACACACUACAAUUACAUUGUUGUGACAGAGAAAGAAAAACAAGAACAGAUGCCGUGAGGUAACUCAUGCUACAGUCUAGUUCCAGGGCUGUGGCUCUUGACGCAACCAAUUGUUUCUUUUGGUGUGCUGGUCUGCUGGAAUUGUAACUCUCCUGAAAAAAGUGUGUAGUGUAGAAUACUGGAAGCAGUCUGUCCCAUUUCGUAAGUUCACUGAGCUAUUGGUAUAGUUUGGUUGAUAAAAUAAGGUAGUUUAAAUUUUUAUUUUUAAUUUAAAAUAAAAAGUAGAUGACUCAAUUAAAUAUCUUUAAUCCACUCACAGUUCUAUAUCUAAGAUUUAUUGGAGCUAUAUUUGAUCAGUUUUAAGAAAUCUUAGAUCUAGAGCUAUACCAAACAGAGCUAUCCCUGUGACAUCAAUGUGUUUUCGCGUUGCUUUAGCCUGCUAUUAAUAAGGGGAAUUCGCUUUUUUGCCACUGGU
This is a messenger RNA of Phragmites australis (common reed), 1799 nucleotides long. RefSeq lists its product as uncharacterized. Gene Ontology annotation, biological process: response to red or far red light; negative gravitropism. Bases 256 to 1278 code for a protein of 340 amino acids. The transcript has 3 exons. The record is from RefSeq and is a predicted model, not a curated record. NCBI's taxonomy places the organism in Eukaryota, Viridiplantae, Streptophyta, Magnoliopsida, Poales, Poaceae.